UGGUCACGGUUAUUACUUCGAAUAUAAGUCGCGGGUUGUGAGUUGGAGAAGGGGAGAAGAGAAGAUGUCUCUACUUCAGGUUGGACUAGCUUGCUCAUUAUUGCGAGAGAGCUUUGGUGAGCUGGUGGAGAAGGUAGGUACCUACUUGCUGCAUAAUGGAGGGGUCUCUCUGACUGAUAUCAUUGGAGGAACAGGCAUUACACAGAACCAAGUUAAGAAAUCGUUAUGCGUUCUUAUCCAACAUCAGCUGGUGACGUUUAAGGCUCACUCAAAAGGGAGUCAUAUGAUCUAUCACAUGACGAUUGCUAGCGUUCUCCUGAUGGUUCGCUACCCUCGAUGUAUCCACACUGGAAAAGUGUUGUUUGGAGAUUCUGGCGAACUGAUUAUUGAGGAUUUGUUGCAGCAGGGACAGUCCCUUAUGAGUCAAUGCAUACAGAGAGUGUCUGAGAGACUGGAGGAGAGUCUGACCAACUCUGGCCACGAGGUGUCUAGUGUGGGCAAGAUCGUGAAGCAGCAAUUCAUUGCUCUAGUUGAGGGCCAGUUUGUGCAGCGAGUGAGCCCUUGUAAUUCUGAGGUGGAUGUGGCUCAGAACGGAGCACAGGAAACGGGCGGGAUCAAGACUACGACCUCGGAGAAUAAGUUUGUACUGCCUUCGAAUAUUGAAGCCAUACGCUAUGUUGAGGGCCGCAAGAGAGGGAGAGAGGAAGAUGACGCUGAGGAGGAACCAAAGGCAAAGAAGAUGAAACGGUCUGAAGAAGAAAGUAAAGAAGAGGAGCCUGAUGCAGGUAUUGUUUGGCAUCUCAAUUUUGACCGAUUUCAUCAGUACUUCCGUGAUCAGGCCAUCAUACAAGCCGUGGGUGAACGAGUGGACAGCACUGCUGCGUGUAUCAUGAGGACAGUAUUGAACAUUGUCAGCGCAGACACGCCCACCUUGCUCAGUCAAGCAAACAGUACAGAGGUCUAUGCACAUCAGGUGAGUGAGAGAAUGCCACCCAAGCCCAAACUGAGCAGAGAGGAAGUGGAGCAGUACCUUAAGGUGCUCGCCGAGGACGAGGUGAGACCCACCCACACACGCAUCACACAUAUCACACAACGCCCACACACACAGACGAGGCUACUCAGCCUGAGCAGUAUUGGAGGUGGAGGAGAGUACAGAGUCGAUUACAAGCGAGCGAGUGAGCUUCUCUGUCAGGCCACCAUUGAAGCGAUAGUAAGGGAGAGGUUCGGAGCAAAGGCCCAUCGAAUCUUUCGUCUCCUGAUUACAAAGAAGAUGCUGGAGCAGCUGCAAGUGGCAGAGAUGGCCAUGUUGCCUAGCAAAGAAGCCAAGGAGAUUCUGUACACACUACUUGCCGAGAGCUUUGUCAGUUUGCAGGAAGUACCUCGCACACCGGACUAUGCUCCAUCCAGAACGUUCUACCUGUUCACUGUUCAUCUGAACAAAGUGGCCAGACUGCUCCUGGAGCGCUGCUAUCAGACCAUCAACAACCUGUGCUUGAAGCGAACCUCCGAGUGUAACGACAACAAGCGACUAUUGGACAAGUAUGAGGUGUACGAGCGUCAGAGUGAGGCGGUGGGGAGCAGUGGAGACGAACUGGAGGAGCUGCUCACACCAGACGAGAAGAAGAGGGCGGAGUCAGUUAGGAGGAGCCUCAACAAGCUUGAGCACGCUGAGCUACAGGUGGACGAGUCAGUCUUCAUCAUCACUAACUAUCUAGCUACUCACACAAACUUGUAACUUUAUCUAUAAUUAUUUGGUCAGCUUUCUUUCAUGAUGUCAUUUUUGUGGAUUGAGUGUUUUUCUCUCAAUGUUUAAUGAUACCGUUCUGUAUCAGAGUAAUUCAA
This is a messenger RNA of Halichondria panicea, 1842 nucleotides long. Its product is annotated as DNA-directed RNA polymerase III subunit RPC3-like. Gene Ontology annotation, biological process: DNA-templated transcription. Lineage: Eukaryota; Metazoa; Porifera; Demospongiae; Suberitida; Halichondriidae. The coding region runs from base 65 to 1735 and encodes 556 amino acids. The record is from RefSeq and is a predicted model, not a curated record. The transcript has 12 exons. Gene Ontology annotation, cellular component: RNA polymerase III complex. Gene Ontology annotation, molecular function: single-stranded DNA binding.